This is a messenger RNA of Paramisgurnus dabryanus, 3614 nucleotides long. RefSeq names its product activating transcription factor 5a (gene atf5a). Gene Ontology annotation, molecular function: DNA-binding transcription activator activity, RNA polymerase II-specific; RNA polymerase II transcription regulatory region sequence-specific DNA binding. Gene Ontology annotation, cellular component: nucleus. Gene Ontology annotation, biological process: regulation of transcription by RNA polymerase II. The record is from RefSeq and is a predicted model, not a curated record. NCBI's taxonomy places the organism in Eukaryota, Metazoa, Chordata, Actinopteri, Cypriniformes, Cobitidae.
UGGGUGACCUGAUGCAUUGACUCAAUUAGCCGAUUCUCAGUCAUCAACUCCAUCACAACAAAGCAAGACCAACAGCACUUCAGUCCUAGAAACUCCGAAGGAGACAUGGCUUUUUAAUUUCGUUUACUCGUCGAUCCUAAAGAAACGCUGUGCUUUGCUCUUGCAACGCACUCCAGACCCAAAACAUUUCAGCAAGAAUGGAGUUUCAUAAUGCGCACCAAGCCCUGUUUUCUGUGGCUCAACUCUCAAACUUCACUGUUGUGCACCGUAAGCUCGGACAUUUGAAUCGUAGGAUCAACGGACAGGAUGAUGACAAUGUCAGCACCCAUUUGGAAGACUCUACUCGUCUGCCCGGCAGACCCCCUCACUCUCUCUCACCCACAGGCUAACCACAGCCAAUCGGAGGGGCGCAGAGGGGAGGGGCCAGAGGAGAGCCAGCACUUAAUUGGUGAUGGUCUUAGUGACUGGAUGACGGAAGAAGUAGAUUUCUCCUCUUACCUCCCGAACCCUCACGCCUCUCCCUCCCCCAAUGCAUCCCUUCCCCCCUCGCCCCUCCAGCAUGACAUCCAGGUGCCCUCAGAUUUGGAGGUCAUGACCUCUCUGCUGCAAGAGGAGCUUGCUCAGCUGGAGGAUUACUUCCUGUCUGACCCACUCCCAGAGAAAGCCUCCAAACUUGGGAAAUGCGACAAGGGUCCAACGGCAGUUGGUCCGCCAUCGUAUUACCAGUUGCCGUACGCAUCGUAUUCUACUUCCAACCAAUCAGAAUCCAGCCCUCUACUUGUUACCCUGGCAACCGGGGAACUUGACUUGCUGAGCUUUUGUGGGGGUCCCAUUGGCCGUACCAAGAUUCCUAGACAUGCCCCCUACAGUUGCAGUCGCCCCAACGGCAACGUCUGCAGCCGCAAGCGAGUUUCCGAAGGUGUGAGGGUGGGUGAGAGCUUUGACAGUAGCAUCUGGAGUUCCAAAGGAAAUUCCUCAGGUAACUCAGCUGUUGCAACUGGCGGUAGCUACAGCUGUGCAGAAGAUGAACGGGUGGUGGGCAAAGGCUACUGCCUGGGCAGCGCGGUGGAGAUCAGAAGGUGUUCCAUUUUACCCAAAGAGGAUAAGAAUUGCCGCUACACAGAAGACGCCAUCUGCCCGGGUAAGGUCGUUGGCGGCGGUUACAGUUUUAGCGGACCCAUUCAAAUUCCUCACAAGAAAGACGAAAUGAUGAUGUACGAAGUCAAUAUAGGUGGCAUAGGAGGAGGAACGGAAAUGGAGAUAAUGAACGACGCAAAGAGCGACGCUAGUGACGUCAAGACCAGCGUUUCUUGGAAGACCGAACCCAACGAAACCUGUUUCCUUCAAAGUACAUCCCAAGAAGAGGCCUACCACAGUUUUCUAGGAGCCAUCAAUGACCCUGUAAAACCAGACAGCACAGAGAUUCACCGUCAACAUAACGACUUUCACUGUGGCUUUCUCGAAGGCCAAAGCCCCGACUGCUUAAGUCCCGACCACCACGAUUCAGAAAUGGGCUCUCCGUGUGUCCGAGGAGUCUGUGUGUUGAAAGAUGACCCCUGCAUUGUGAAACCAGAACUAGAGAUCCCAAUUAUUGAAGGCCCCCCAGGUGAACGUAAACAGAAGAAAAGAGAUCAAAACAAGACGGCAGCUCACAGAUAUCGUCAGAGGAAGAGAGCGGAGUUGGACUCAUUGGAAGAACAGCUUCAUGGUCUGGAGGGUAGAAACCGUGAACUACGAGACAAGGCUGAAUCGGUGGAGCGGGAAAUCCAAUAUGUGAAAGACCUCCUGAUUGAGGUGUACAAGGCCCGCAGCCAACGCCUUAAACAGGAAGCCAGCGCCUGACCAAAAGCUUGACCACCUGACAAUGGUCCUGCAAGUAGAGAUGUUAGCAGUCUGAAAGGCAAUGAAAUUUGAGUUGGAAUGUUUUCUAACUGAUUGUGUUUUUUUAGAACGUGGUGGAGGUUGUACUAUUGCACGCUAUUCAAUCAUUUAAUUUCCGUUACAAACUGACAAAGUCCGUCCACAGCUGCAGCACAGACAUCCACUUUUAAAAACCAACUCCAGAUCGGUCAAUAUGCACUGUGAUUAGGUCUUGACUGUAAUGACAGGCGUUUUUUUAUCAUGUUUGUCUGCUUUCUUCAAAAGGGUCAUUUUCUUGUUUCCAUAAAUGAGCUUUAACAACAAAGCGUUUACGCUGAAUAAUACAAGAUGCAUUGAAUGCAUCGUCAUUUAUUUAAAGAAAGGCUGCAGUGUAAUAUCACAAGUUUAGCAUAUGACCUGCGUUUAUCUUAUUUUAUUUUUAUUUUAUUUUUAUUUUUUUACAAUUAUUUAUUUGCAGUUUUAACAUUUAUUGUACCAAUACAAAUAAUGUACAAGAUGUACUUAUUAUCUUAACUCUUCCAUAUAUUAAUCAAGAAAUAAGCACUGAUAUUAAAAGCAAUGUCUUAUAUAUUGAGUUUCAGGGGAAGCGCUUUUCAAAAUGAAUUUCCCUCAGGAAGGACGAACCUGAUGAUGUGUUUAUAAAUCCCCAAUUUAGAUUAGUCCUGCAGCUCAGGUAUACAAUUUAUGUCCAAAGUCAUGGAGGUAUGUCAGUUUGUAACUCAAUGCUGAAGAUAUGGCACUGCCUAAUGUUAUGUGUGUUGAUUUUCUGUACUUUCGUUCUUGCAUGCUGAAGAUUUCAUGGCUUUUGAAAAAAGAAUGUUUUUUUUGUCUGAAAGACACGUUGAACAAUUCUGCAGAAGUCUUUCUUGCUUAAUAAGUCCUAUUUUCUAUUCUCUUGGCUAACACAUUUCAUUAGAGAUGAAUGAGUGGAAUUUGAUUCACAAACUGCUGUUUGGCCCAAUGUCUCUGCUGUUAUUGCGAUAACAAUCAGGGUUUGUGAUUUUAUAAAGCUUGUUUGCUCUAAUGUACAAGUGUGUGUUUGGGGUCAGCAAACAAAUCUUUAUAGCGAUACAGCUUUUUUAUAAUCAUUGAAAUGAUUGUGGUGGCUUUAGAUUUCCUUCCAAUUGCGGACACCCAGCUUCUUAGCAAUAUUUCAUCAACAAUGUGAACGAUUUAAGUUAGGAUUAUUGCAAUUGCGAUCCUGCACAAUAUUUGAAAAAUGUAUGAUUUCCAUGUUUACAAUAUAGUAAUUUUCAGGUGUUUAUCCUGGCAACUUGUGUAGUAAUUUUUUUCUACAUGCUGCAAUAGCGAACAUGCAUUUAAUAACAAUUACAAACAAAUAAGCAGCAAAUGAGACUUUUUCUUCCUAUUUGUUUCUUUAUAGCAUUUUUUGAAAAGUGUCGUGUGAACUUUAAUACGUAGCAAUAUUACAAAUAUAAUUUAAUUACUCUAAAUAAACGACCUAAAUAAUAACAGAGCUUAUCAUAUCGACUUUCCUUGGCGGUAUACAAUCAUGUUUAUGAAAUAUAGCUAAAUAUUCGCUCUGUUUUACGGUCAUUUUGUGAAGUUGAUAUAUACUUUUUAAACCCAAAACUGAGGCACACGAUUAUCAAGUUUACACCAGCUAUAAUACUAAGACCAGUCAUUUUGUAAAGAGGCAUUUCGAUGUAUAGUCUCAGAUUAAUUUGUGUUUUCCUGUUACUCCAUUGAUUCAAAUAAAGUGAUUUGUGUCA